This is a messenger RNA of Ixodes scapularis (black-legged tick), 1741 nucleotides long. RefSeq names its product periodic tryptophan protein 1 homolog (gene nclb). NCBI's taxonomy places the organism in Eukaryota, Metazoa, Arthropoda, Arachnida, Ixodida, Ixodidae. The transcript has a single exon. Gene Ontology annotation, biological process: rRNA processing. Bases 126 to 1565 code for a protein of 479 amino acids. The record is from RefSeq and is a predicted model, not a curated record. Gene Ontology annotation, cellular component: nucleus. Gene Ontology annotation, molecular function: protein binding.
CUCCACAGUUCCGUAGAGUAUGCGAACGCACCACCAGGCCAACCAGGCUGCGGCAGCUGAGACGCUGAGACCGCGUGUGCGUAUCCCUCAAAUCUAGAACUGUUGAAAAAAAAAUCAAAAUCGCGAUGAAUUUCGUGCCUUGUCUAACCUGGGUGAAAAGGGGUGUGUCCAAAUCCAAUCCCGAGAAGGUGAGGUUACUGAAGGAUCAGCUGAAAGAACUCAUCGAGGCCGACAGCGCGGCCACCGGCAACCCGGACGACAAGCAGGACGAGGAACAUGGAACGGUCGCAGAUGCGGACGACAUUACGGCUAAAUACGGCCUGGACACAUACGAUGAUGAAGAUGAUGCUCCAACAGCGAUGAGCAGCCUCGCUGGUCUGGCCAUGUACGCGAGCAAUGCCGACGACCCGUACCUCGAGCAGGGUGACGACGAAGAAAGCGAGGAAGAAGUGGACGACUUCACCAUUCGCCCCACCGACAACUUGAUCACAGUGGCACGUGUUGACGAACAGUCAUGCGCAACAGUAGAAGUGUACGUAAAUAACCAUCACGAGGACCACUUGUACGUCCACCACGACAUCAUACUCCCGGCGUACCCCCUCUGCAUCGAGUGGUUGAGUUUCGACCCGGCGGAAGAGUCGGGUGCAGGUAACUUCGUGGCCAUCGGCGAUAUGCACCCAAUUAUCAACGUCUGGGACCUUGACAUUGUUGAUACCCUGGAGCCCGCGUACAAACUUGGCAAGAAGACCAAGAAGAAAAAAGCCAAGAAGGUGGUUGCCAUGAAACAGCACGAAGACGCCGUCCUCAGCCUGUCCUGGAACAAGCAGGCGAAGAACCUGCUUGUCAGUGGAUCGGCCGAUUACAAGGCCCUCGUCUGGGAUCUCAGCAGCGGAGUGCCCACAAGUUGCAUCUCGGCGCACCGAGAGAAGGUCCAGUCAGUCAUGUGGCAUCCUUUUGAGGCGUACACGCUGUUGACGGGCGGCUGCGAUAACGCGGUCAAGCUCUGGGACAGUCGGAACAUCAGUGCCGGUUGCAAGACGUGGACGCUGGAUGGAGAGGUUGAGAAGGUGUUAUGGAACCAUUUCGACCCUUUCUACUUCUAUGCGAGCACCGAUGCCGGACGGGUGUACGGUUUCGAUGCGCGCAUGGAUCAGCCUGCCUUCACCCUUUCUGCACAUACCAAGGCAGUUUCCGGAAUGGUACUUAGCGCGCAUUGCCCUGGCUGCCUAAUCACGGCCUCGGAAGACAAGUCACUCAAGGUAUGGGACGUCCUCGAUCACAAGCCUACGUUUGUCUUCGAGAAGGAGAACCUGAAGGUUGGCUCAGUGCUGGCCCUGGCAAACAGCCCCGAUGAGCCAUUCGUGGUGGCUGUCGGAGGAGACGAUAAAGCACAUGGCUUCGCCGUAGUUGACCUGAAAGAUUGGACUUCCCUGAGUCGGUUUGAAGGGCGCAAAUUGUUGAGUGCAGACCUUGGUCCAAGCUUGGGAGACACCCCUAUGGAGAUGGAUGCCCCUGCAGGAGCACUGACCGAGCUUUCGCUGGAAGACGCCGAAGGAAACCAGUGAAACUUCUCAAACAUGGCCCAUUGCACCAACAGUCCCGUUCUCCUGGUUAGUGGGGCUACGUGAAAUUGUUGGCAAGGGCUGUUGCCGAAACUCCCAUGUCUGAUCAAGGAAUGACAGAGCACAAAAUGAGAACUUAAAUAAAGGUGGUUCUUUAUUGAACAAACUGUACAGACUAA